AUGCGAUGCGCUUCUUUAAGCGCCUCCGUACUUACGCCCGGCCGCGGUGCAGGUGUGGCCGCGUCCACGGACACCUUGCAACUCCAGAAUUCGCAACACGAUGUCCAACAAAUUCGGUGGUACAGCAAAAAAGUCCACGAGCACUUCUUCAACCCGAGAAACGCCGGCGCGUUUGACCUGUCUGACCCCGAGACAAGGUCGAAGGUUGGAACGGCGGUUGUCGGCAAGGCUGCUUGCGGCGACGUCAUCAAGCUUCAGGUGCUAGUUGAAGAUGGGAAAAUCAGAGAUGCACGCUUCAAGACGUUCGGGUGCGGGAGCGCGAUCGCCUCUUCGUCGUACGCCACGGAGCUCAUCAAGGGCAAGACAUGCGAUGACGCGCUGAAGCUGAAAAACACGGAUAUCGCGGAGUAUCUCAACUUGCCUCCUGUUAAGGUCCACUGCAGUCUGUUGGCGGAAGACGCAGUCCGGCACGCGAUUUUGGACUACCAAAAGAAACAGAAAGAAGCGCAGGUUUCUGGCGCCUCCACUUCGGUGGACAGAACCGGGGCAAGCGGGCAGAAGCAGGCUGUGUCUGCUGGGACUCCCCCGUAG
Molecule: messenger RNA, 591 nt
Organism: Neospora caninum
Lineage: Eukaryota; Apicomplexa; Conoidasida; Eucoccidiorida; Sarcocystidae
Product: Nifu-pending protein, related
Exons: 4
Coding region: 1-591 (196 amino acids)
Biological process (GO): intracellular iron ion homeostasis; iron-sulfur cluster assembly
Cellular component (GO): cytoplasm; mitochondrial matrix
Molecular function (GO): ferrous iron binding; 2 iron, 2 sulfur cluster binding
Source: RefSeq, a predicted model, not a curated record